AUGUCUGGAAUUCUUCGCGUAGACCCUCAGCCCUUGGAAAGCCACGGCGAUGGAUAUGAGCGCGGGUCUAUAAAACAACGCCAGAACUCGGAGAAGGCGCGUCAAAUCGGAACACACCCAGACGAGAAGAAGAGUGAGAACAAGACCCCAUUUCAUGCCGGUGCGAAAAUUGAAUUGACUCAAUAUUAG
Messenger RNA from Penicillium cosmopolitanum, 189 nucleotides. RefSeq lists its product as uncharacterized. Lineage: Eukaryota; Fungi; Ascomycota; Eurotiomycetes; Eurotiales; Aspergillaceae. The record is from RefSeq and is a predicted model, not a curated record. The transcript has a single exon. The coding region runs from base 1 to 189 and encodes 62 amino acids.